UCAGAAGAAUAUUUAUCGUCUUUUUUAUAAUGUACAAUUAAUUAUAGAACUUCAUAUCCGCUUUGUGCAGCUGAUAUUAAAUUAUAUCUUCUUUUAUUUUAUUUUAUUUUUAUCAACAACCAUCCGCAAAUAUAUCAUUAACAUUUUCAUCAUGAAUCUCAUACUGAAAAGAAGUAAAUUUAUUUUAUUUUUAAUAUUAAUAAUUUGCGUUUCAAGUAAAUAUUGUAGGAGAAUAAAAAGAAUUGUUGGUGGUAUAGAAGCUGAAAAGCCACCCGAAGAUGAUCCAGUUGUUUUUGUUGAUGAAAAUAAUCGUGAUUCACGAGUUUAUGGUGUUAGAGAUCCUGACAAAGGAUUUUAUGUUUUUAAAGGAAUUAGAUUUGGUGAAGCACCAGUUGGUCGUCAUCGUUUUCAGCGACCAAGAGCUGUACAUCUUGAUGGAGAAUACAAUGCAACAACUUGGGGUCCACCAUGUCCUCAAGAUAGCAAUGGACAAACUAUUGGAUCUGAAGAUUGUUUAUUUUUAAAUGUUUUUACACCAGCUCUCCCUGAUUCUGGUGAUGGUUAUCCUGUAUUAAUUUGGAUUCAUGGAGGUGGAUUUAGAUUUGGAGCAGCAUGUCAAUAUGAAAUGAGAAAUUUAAUUAAAAAAAACAUGGUUGUUGUGUCAAUUCAAUAUCGAUUGGGUUCUUUAGGAUUCUUAAGUACAGGCACAGGUGAUUUACCUGGCAACAAUGGAAUGUUUGAUAUGAUAUUAGCUGUUAACUGGGUGAAAAAAUAUAUUGGAUAUUUUGGUGGAAAUCCAAAUAAAAUUGUUGCUUUUGGUCAUGGAAGUGGUGCAAGUGCUGCAUUGAUGCUUUCACUUUCAAAAUUGACAACUAAUUAUUUCAGUGGAUUAAUUGCCAUGUCUGGCUCUAUGCUGUCAAGUUUUGUCAUUGACAAAACUCCAAUGAUUACAGCUAAAUAUAUUGCUUCAAAUCAUGAUUGUCCAACUGACAAUAAUCGUGACAUGAUACGGUGUUUACAAGAAUUACCAGUUAGUAGUUUAAUUGAUGAAGAUAGUAAAUUUGCAAAAUUACAAACAGAAGCUUUAGGAUUUGUUUCUGCAAUAUCUUCUUUGUUAGGUCCAGGACCAGUGAUUGAGGGCAGUGAUGAUUUAAGAUCAUUGCCAAAUUUCAUGACAGAUAGUCCAGAAAAUUUCCUAAGCCUUGGUAAAUUUCCUGAAAUUCCUUUACUCACUGGCAUCAUGAAGGAUGAAACUGGUGGUGCAAUAUCUGGUGAUUACAAAGAUGAAAUAACAAAUAAUUUAAAAACAAUACCAAAUUAUUUAAAUAAAAAAUUAAUCACAUCACUUCAAGAUAAAAUUUCUAACUUUGGAAAUAAAUCAAGACAAUUUGUUCCUGAUGCAUUUAAUAAAUACUUAGGUAUUGGAGAAAAAAAUAAUGCAUUAACAAGUUUAAAAAAAAUAACUGAUACAUUAAAUGAUGCAAUUUUUAAUACACCUGCAUUUUUAACUGCUAAUUAUUGGAGUAAAAAAGCUGAAACAUUUUUUUAUAGUUUUGAUUAUAAUAAUAAUCGUCGUUCAUAUGGAAAAUUAUUUUUAAAUGGUUUACCAAUAGUUGAUUCAAGAAGUAAUAAAGCUGGUAAUUUGGGUCAUGGAGAUGACUUGGGAUAUGUAUUUCGUGCAAAUGAUAUUUUUGGAAAAAAAAUACCUUCAACACGUGAAAGUCCAGAUGAAGAAAAUGUCAUAGAAACUUUUACCAGUAUGAUUGCACAAUUUGCAAGAACAGGAAAACCAAAAAUAUCAACUAAAUUUUCAAAUAAUGAUAAUUCUUUUGUCAGUAUAACUGACAAAGCAACAACUAUGAAAAAUUUUCGUUUUUGUGAAAUAGGAUUAUGGAUUGGUGCUGUUGAUCGUUUAAAUUCAGCAAGUUGUAGUGUUUUAAAAGUCACAACUGAGACUGUUGAACGUUUAUCAACUGAUAUUGUUGGCAUAGUUUCAUCUCCAGUUGAUACAAUUGAAAAUAUUGGAGGACAAUUUAUCCCAAAUAUUCCAGUUGGAAAAGAAGCAAUAAAUUCUAGUAAUCCAAUUGAAUCUACAGUCUCAAAAAUAUUUCCAAAAAUACCAAGUUUUGGCUUUUUAUCUCCUUAAUGUAUUUUAUAAAAAUGAUUCACUAUUUUCAAUGUUUAAUCUUUAAAUCAUAAUGAUUAUAUCACUUAAUAUCGAAUAUAUAAAAUUAUAAAUAUCAAUUAAAUUGUUAUUGAGAAAUUUAA
Molecule: messenger RNA, 2268 nt
Organism: Aphidius gifuensis
Lineage: Eukaryota; Metazoa; Arthropoda; Insecta; Hymenoptera; Braconidae
Product: esterase E4-like
Exons: 6
Coding region: 152-2146 (664 amino acids)
Source: RefSeq, a predicted model, not a curated record